Messenger RNA from Hemibagrus wyckioides, 5009 nucleotides. Its product is annotated as carbohydrate sulfotransferase 8-like. The transcript is spliced from 4 exons. Gene Ontology annotation, molecular function: sulfotransferase activity. Lineage: Eukaryota; Metazoa; Chordata; Actinopteri; Siluriformes; Bagridae. Gene Ontology annotation, biological process: carbohydrate biosynthetic process; proteoglycan biosynthetic process. Gene Ontology annotation, cellular component: membrane. Bases 470 to 1786 code for a protein of 438 amino acids. The record is from RefSeq and is a predicted model, not a curated record.
AUAAAGAUGGCCGCGCUCGCGCCAGCCCCGGUGAAUUGCUGUUUUGAGUUGUGUAUUUUGGUGUUGCUUGUUUUUGGCGGUCAGUGUUCAGAGCAAGCUGAACCGAAUUCCUUGUUCCAAAGAAGACCAGCUUUUCUUCCACACUGCUUUUCUCAUUCUCAUUGGUCGCGAUCUGUGGAGGAGGAACUGGCGCGCGUGUCCCAGGUAGCGGAGCGCAGGACGAGGAAGCGCGCGCGCGUGAGCUCCGACGGCGGCAGGGAACACGGUUCGGUUCUCACCGGAACACGCGCAGCUCCCAGCUUUGUGGAAUAGACCUGAGCAACCGGAGAAUCAGGACAGAAGGGAAUUUAACAUCACGUCUUUUGUUGUUUCCGAAAAAAGCCGGAUACGCGAGGCGUCGAUUCCGGACAGCGCGCGCACCAGCUCGAGCCCGCAGCCUCGCAUUUACACCUUUUCAGUGUGUAGUGAGAUGCUUUGGUCAGACUGUAAAGUUGUGGAGGCUCUAAAGGGAAGGCGGAGGUCCAGGCGCGGCUCCAUGCGUGGCUCACGCCUGAAGCUCUCCUGCUCCUUCUGGUUUGUUCUGUUAUUCGGAGCUGGAGGUUUGAUACUCUUCAUCCACCUACAGGACCUGUCAGACAUGGUGCAGCAGCAGGGACCAGGGGUCAAUUUCAACGGCUUGACGUGGCAGAUGAGAGAGGAGCUGUGUGCCCAACAUGACCGCAACAUUACAGACAGAGCGGCUUCACAUCCUUUGGGCAGACAAUCCAGGCCUGUUGACCCGAGUGCUGAUAACUUUGUCUCAGCUACACAGUUUCCAGCUUUCAAUUGGAACAAACCAAAUCAAGCUUCUCAUGGUGUUACCAAACGCCACAGGAAGCUUCUCAAGACCAACGCAGCUAUCCGGCCACUCUCCAACUCCUCGUCAUCAUCAGAUCCGACACCCAAGAGCUGGCAGCAUUUCUACCGCAUGCAGAAAACUCGUCACCGGUUGAUCAAGGAAGUCUGUGCCAAAUACCGGAGCAACAUCUCGAGAACAAUAACGCCACACCAUGUGUCUCGCAUCUAUGUAGAGGACAGACACAAGUUGCUCUACUGCGAAGUGCCCAAAGCGGGCUGCUCUAAUUGGAAGCGAGUGCUGAUGGUGCUUGCUGGUGUUGCGUCCUCCACACACAAGAUAAACCAUGACACUGUCCACUACGGCAACCACCUAAUGCGCCUGGACAGCCUUGACCAGCACGCGGUUUCUGAGCGCCUCCGUUCCUACACCAAGGUGCUGUUCAUUCGAGAGCCAAUGGAACGUCUGGUUUCGGCAUUCAGGGACAAAUUUGAGAGCCCGAACUCAUACUAUCACCCUGUGUUUGGCAAGCCCAUUAUCUCCAAGUACAGAGUGAACGCAUCUAAAUCAGCACUCAGGACAGGAAGCGGUGUCACUUUUCAGGAGUUUAUCCGCUACCUGCUGGAUGUACACCGUCCCAUUGGCAUGGACAUCCACUGGGAGCCUGUAAGUCAGCUGUGCAGUCCAUGCUUACUCGAUUACGAUUUCAUCGGCAAAUUCGAGACCAUUGAGGAGGAAGCUAACUUCCUCUUGCGGAGAGUGGGAGCGCCGAAAAACCUCACCUUCCCUACUUUCAAGGACAGAAACCCAGAAGCUGCGAGGACUUCCACACACAUCACACAGCGUUACUUCACACAGCUCAGUGCCUCAGACAGGCAGAGGGUUUAUGACUUUUACUAUAUGGACUAUCUGAUGUUUAACUACUCCAAACCUUUUCAUGAUGUGUACUGAUCAACUGAUGGCUCGCAUCGUCAUGGUUGCUAGUGUAUAAGCUGUCAGUAACUAAAGUGUGAGAAUUACAUUGUAGUAGUUCAUUGUUACGUCACACCAAUAAGUUUGCACUUAACACAUUCCAGUUGGGAUUGAAACAGAGCGAGGAAUGACUAGAAAUGAUACUAAAUGCGUUGUUUCGAGCUCGGUUAUGCAUUCCUCGUAUGAAUGCUGGCCUAUGAACCUCUUAAUUCCUCAUCAUUUCCUUCUCUUAAUGUAACAUCCCCACAUUCAUGAUUAUAUUAUUUAAAUACAAUGUAAAAUGUAACUAUAAUAUUGUAUUAUUGUAAAAAAAAAAAAAAAAAAAGAAAAGAAAAGAAAAGAAAAGAAAAGAAAAGAAAAGAAAAGAAAAGAAAAGAAAAAAGUGAUUCAGAUAACUAUAUAUUUUUCUAUGUAUUUGUACAAUAGCUUUAUGUAUAGCUGUAGGUGUGUGAAUGCCAGCAAUCUUACACCGAUACGAGAGAUACACAUCACCAUGCAAAGCUUGUUCAAAUUUCUCUCAUAGAAGCUAAGUUCCAACUAAACCGAACUGUUUCUCAUUAUCGUCGUGAAGAUCAGUGAUGCCACAAACGUUUUCUCUCAUAUAAAUAUCCUUAUAAAGACGACUUCCAGGUGAAUAACAGAAAGAUUUCCCCAGAAACCUCGCUGUAAUAAUCUGAGAUGUAUGCUCCUCAGAGAACAUAGCAAACCGAGUCUAAGAGAAUAUAUAAGCUUUUAGGAUCAAUUAUACAAAUGUUGUACAGUACAAAACACAUCACAGUGCUGUUUGCCCAGUUUUCGUUUCUUUACUGUGCACACACACACACACCUCACUGCUCAGGAAGCGAGAGAAACAGAUAUCAUAUAAAUAUAGAUGGGAUAAGGCUUCGGUUACCUCAUUAGCAUUACUCUAGCUCAUCCCUAAAUACUUCCCUCCCACUGCAAACCCACACUAAAGCACUAAAGUACACGCUGAUGUACUUACCGCACUCCCGCAAACACCCACCACACGUUUAGAGAACGAUCUGGCCUGCAACCAUUUCCUAUGAGGCUCUAACACCUGCUUUAUUGAAAGUUAGAAAAUGCUCCUAAAAGCCUGAACAUGUCAAAUUGGUGUAAUCAGAAUAGGGUUAAGAAAGAUGUUUUCCACCUAUGGAAAUCCAGUGGCACCAUCCAUCCUGGACAAAGCUGAUCCUGGAUCAUUGAGUGUUUGGUGAGGAUUCAAUUCUCUUUUAAAUAAGCAAAUGCUUGAAAACUCUUGAUUGUUGAUAACACCGUGGCACAGGGGGAUUUUCAGGACAAGAUAUAAUUGCUGGAUUGAAACAACAUUAAAAGUGUAUUCUGUUUGGGUUUUGUCUGAAGAAGUUUUUAAAGCACUACAAAUCCACUAAAACCACUGCCAGAAAUCAGACAUCUAAGUCUAAGCACAAAGUUUUCUACUUAAGAAUCCAAAAUAAGCAUUAAGUAAGGAUUACGAUUAAAUCUACAACUUUUUAAUAGUCCUUGCUGUGACUAUGUGAAUUUGAAUACACUGAUAUGUUUGACUAAACAUUCACUCAACCAUCUUGUGAUGAUAUAAAUGUCACCCAAUCAGAGUUUUCUGAUGAGUUUGGAUGUAGAUUCACAAGGAAUGAGCUAUAUAAACUCAUAAAACAGGUAAACACCAUAUUUCACAUAUUACUCAUCCUUUCUAGCACUGAUAAUGGGUUUAUUUUCAUUUUUUUUGGUUGAUCGAAUGAAGAACGAUAGAAAUCCAAGGUCUAGUCUAUACUAACAGGGGUUAAGACAUUUACUCAUUCAUUUUGGCUUUUCAUUUAUAGUAAAACUUUAUUUUUCAGCCACAGAAAACAAUUUUUGAUCUUGAAAAUUCUUGAAAAUGUAGCCUUUCGAUAUCAUUUUAACAAGUUUACGUCAACUCCAAGAUGGUGACGCUCAUUGUGAUGCUUUUUUUCUGUAUAAAUAAAAAUAAUAAUCAUUUCUAUUAUUACUAUGGCAUGCAAGAAGAUCCAUUUAUGAUGUUCUAAAGAAAAGAAAUUGGCAGUAUUUCCUACAUAAUUCUUAUCAUAACCCCUUGGAGGCUUAAGACUGCAGCAACUAGCGUCAGUCGCUAGUGCACCUCUUUAGAUCAGGGGAGUGAGGUUUACCUGCACAGCAUUUACCAGUGACCUCCUUUACACUCCCCCCUAAACCUUACUCCCAUCCGGGUCACGGCACCAAUGUAACCCCACAGGACCUACUCGCACUCCACUCCAAGCGGGUCUCGAACCCGUGUCUAUGGCAUCGGAGGCAGGCACACUAACAAUGAGGCUAAAGACUACAGCCACUAGCGUCAGUCGAUCAGGGGAGUGAGGUUUACCUGCACAGCACCUACCACUGGCCUCCAUUACACUAGUGUGGGCAGAACACACAUAAACACACACACUAAUCAAAUUCACCUGCACUAGUAUGGACUAGACCUAGGUCUGUAUCUUCAAAUAAUCCACUCUUUACCGUAGUUUGAGUUGUUGCAUGAGCACCAGUUUCGCUCUCUUGCAAACUGAGGAAAAAUUAUAGAGAAAGCUGAAUAAAAAGCAAGAAGGCUCCAUUUGUUGCCUUCCAGAAGGUCUUUAUUUUACGAGGAUAAACGCUGACCAAAAACGUAAAAAAUGAUAUAGCUUUUUUUUCCAGAACAGUGGCAAGACAUUGAAUUGUCCAAGAUAACAACCUCGUAGAUGUUUGUUCGUAAUUACAGAGCAUUGCAUACCUGUAGCUAACACACAUCAUAAUGCAUCUGUGUGUAAAUAAACUACUGUAUAUUUGUAUUUCUUCUAUUGCUAAAUAAAUAAACACAUAAAAGAAAAAGAUUAAAAGUGAUCUACCCCUAUGGUAUAUGAGUGUACUGUAUGCUGCAACUGGUAUAUAUUAUAUACACAUAGUAUAAAAUGUUGGACAUGUAUGUUUUAUGAGUGAUGUGACCAGGAUCCCAAAUUAUUGUUAAUAUUUAAAGUAUCUAAGCUAUGUGUGAACUUUAGUGAAACAAUAAUCCACUCUAAACACAUACACACACACACACAUAUACAGUAUAUAUAGAAAGAUCUAUAUUCUAUAUGCUAAUGUAUAUAAUGUUUUUUUUCUCAGUGUACAAGUAUACAAAUGCCCUUUGCCUUAUUUGGACAUGAAUAAGAAAGACAUUAUUAUAAGUGGUGAAACGAUCUAUCUCUUUCUC